CAUUUCAGGUAUUUUGAGUUAGAAUGUUGACCGCAGAAAAAAAAAUUGGUCUAGCAAUAAUCAUUGCCACAAACUGCUAAAAUAAGACAUAUUACAGCUCAAAAUUUGCCGUUCUGUUGUUUGAUAUGUUUGCCACUUCUGGCACAAGACUCCAGGAUCACAAACCAUAACCGUAAACAUUAAUGUAAAUUUGUCAAAUAUUUUCCCAUUCCCAAGCCACUUUUUAUUAUUUGUAAAUUCCACAAAACCAUGGCUUCCUUCUUCCUGGCCAAAGCCGCACCACCACAACAGCUAACAGCGCCUGCGAAGAAAACUGCUAAACAUAGAAAAUUUAUGUCCCAACACGGGCUACAUAAUUGUCACGAAUAAAUAAUACAAACAAACAGCACCCUGGGGAGAUCCGUUCGUCGCUCGUUUCCAAUCUGGACGCAAAAGAACGUGAGAUUGAAUAUCACUAUUAUCUGUAGCAGACUUGUUCUCUUCCUCGGUUUUUUAAAUCGCUCCAACGUUUGGAAGUUGUGAUGCUUCCACCACGCUCAAUUUCCCAUAAUUCCACUUAGUAUGAAACGAGAAGUUGCCUAUUUUUAAAAAAUAAGUUGCAUUUUCGUUUCUAUAAAUUUAUGAAGAGUAGAUCCUAACACAAGCGAUGAAAUAAGUUCACUUUAUCCUAAUAAAAGAUAUAAUAAAGCGGAGCUGAGCGCCAGUGCGAUUUCUAUAGUAAAUCUGGUUCUCAAUAUGUGGUUGCCAUUGCCUCACACAAGCAGUGUCAAACCCAAUACAAUGUUUUGCUGAACCAAAUGGAGGUACAUUACUUGCGAGUUGUAAUCCAGUCGAAUAAAUUAGCACGACACUUGUGAGGUCCCCUCCUGAUGGUCAGUUGUAGCGUGGAAAACUGCGAGAGCCCUGCCCGAGUUUUGUGCAUGUUUUACACGACUUGAAUUGAAACGAUUACAAACCGUCUGAUUCAAACAAUCUGCAAUGGAACAACUACGAGUACAUGAUCAGUUCGCACCCUUCUCGCGCUCGAAUCUGCACACGAUCUGUUCCACGCGGUCGUAUAAAACACGGACAUUGAUUCACGCAACCUGGUCGAUUCCACACUCCACACUGCAACCUAUCCGAUUUGGGGUAAAGAUGUACUCGCUGUCAGCUCCCCUCAUGGAUACCAUAUAUCCAUCGACGAUUAGUGAGAUCAAGAUAAGAACUCUGCAGAACUGGAAACCGGCAAUAAAAUUCACACCAGCAUUCUGGGAGAGGAAAGUUCUAAAAACGUCCUUCUAAACUUGAAGUGUUUGGUGGCUUGAAGCAAAACAUUGGUAUCAAUUUUAAUGGAUAACAACUCAUCAUAGGCGGCAAUUAUUGAAAAUAUGAACAACAUAACAGUGGUAUUCAACAUUUCUAAAAAUGAACUUUUCAAGUUGCCGGACAGUUACAAAACACUGCACCGAAAGCUUAAAGUUAGCUACCGGGUCGAAAGCAAUAAAAACGAUAUUACGCCAGAUAUUCUAAAAGGUGCUACCGUGUUUGUACUUGCUGGGCCUCAGGAAAAGUUCACAGAAACAGAGUUUCAAUACCUCAAGGAUUACAUUUCCGAAGGGGGUCGUUUGUUACUUCUGCUAGGCGAAGGUGGAGAAGUCAAUUUCAACACUAACAUAAACUUUCUUCUUGAAGAAUAUGGCAUGACAAUCAAUAACGAUUCCGUUGUUCGCCCGCAAUACUACAAAUACUUUCAUCCAAAGGAAGCUCUCAUUAGCGGUGGAAUCGCUAGUGACACAUUGAACAAUAAUUUACUGGAAUACAGUAAAAGUAUACUGACUGCGUUCGAUUUUAUGGAUGAUAAAUAUAAGGUCGAGUUUGUGUAUCCCUUCGGAGCUACCAUGAACGUUAUUCAGCCAUCGGUAGUACUGAUGACAACCGGGCCUGCCGUAUACCCCUUCAACCGGCCCCUCGCUGGGUACUAUCAAAAUGAAUCUAACGGAAAGCUCGUUGCCGUCGGUUCUGGGCACAUGUUUCAAGAUAAAUACAUUACGAGCGAGAUCAAUAUGGCCGUUUGGGAUAGCAUAUUUAGUAUGAUCCUCACGGAAAAUUUCAGCUUUAAGCCAUCGGAUUUCAACGAUCUUGAGAUCAAUGACUAUGCAGUUAUCCCAGACACGAUCUUUCUAUCGGAGCAACCCAAGCUCUGUCUGAUGGAUUCUCUCGAUUACGAUAUUCCCGCCGACUUCAAGAAGCUGUUCGAUAUGACCCUGUACUCAAUCAAUAACGAUCUGCUUCGCGAUGUUAUCAAUACCUACGGCAAAUUGGACGUGCAAUACGAAACGCUCAAGAUCAUCAAGCCGCAGUUUGAAAUUCCCCUACCGCCACUGCAGCUUGCGGUUUUUCAGCCUAUCUUUAGCGAUCUAACGGCGCCACCGUUGGAGCUGUUUGAUCUGGAUGAAGCGUUCAGCUCGGAAAAGGCUCAAAUCACACAGCUAACCAACAAAUGUCUGUCGCCGGCAUUGGAAAACUAUCGAAAGGAAGGAACUGAUGAAAAGGAGCUGGGAUAUUUUAUUCAGGAGUGUGGAAGAAUUUUGAAAGUGUUCCAGGAUGAACAGAGAAUGUCAGCAAAAGAAAUUCUAAACGUAAUUAGUGUUAGAAUUGCUCAUUAUAAAAAACUUGACAAGGAUUGAGACAACAACAAAGGCAAUUAAAAUCACUGUUCGACUGACAACUAGAGCUGCAGUAAAAAUGAUAAUGAUGAUUUGCGAGCAGCGUUUUGUCCAUUAACAUUUUGUUUGUAGUGAGUUAUCAGUUAUAAGUUCGAAAAUUGAUUUAAUAAUAUUUUUCAUUGGAUAGUCGGUUUAAACUUAAAAAAAUUAAGUCCAAAACGCAAUAUGCCCGCCAGCUCCGAUAAAACAUAACCUCCAAUUGAGUUGUUCAGCUAUUCAGGGAUUCCUGAUUGUUAUAUAUCAGUUAAAAGAGUGUAAUUUUCUGAGCAAAACGUGAUUUUUUGAAAUUUUAUAUUAUUGUCUUUCGAUUUUUAAAUAAAGAAUAAAAAUCGAUCUAAAUCGCUACAAUGACAGUUGGUAUAUGGGCGAACUAUCAUUGUAGCGAUUUCGAGCAGUUUUAAUUCGUGAUUUAAAAGUUGAAUGACGACGAUAGAAAAUUUUUGAAAAUCACGUUUUGCUUAGAAAAUGCAGCUCUUUCAGAUGAUAUAAAAAAAAACUGGUAUAUGUAACCCAACUAGUACUUUGCGAUUUUUUUGACUGAGAAAUAUUGCAUUGAAUAAAUAAACAAACCCAUUUAUCUGGUAUUCGGA
This is a messenger RNA of Wyeomyia smithii (pitcher-plant mosquito), 3295 nucleotides long. RefSeq names its product intraflagellar transport protein 52 homolog (gene IFT52). The transcript is spliced from 7 exons. Gene Ontology annotation, biological process: cilium assembly; intraciliary transport. Bases 1368 to 2666 code for a protein of 432 amino acids. Lineage: Eukaryota; Metazoa; Arthropoda; Insecta; Diptera; Culicidae. Gene Ontology annotation, cellular component: intraciliary transport particle B; centriole; cilium. The record is from RefSeq and is a predicted model, not a curated record.